AUGGUUAAUCCUGGUAUCAGAGUGCCAGAAACAUCCCAGAUGGUUAAUCCUGGUAUCAGAGUGCCAGAAACAUCACAGAUGGUUAAUCCUGGCAUCAGAGUGCCAGAAACAUCCCAGAUGGUUAAUCCUGGUAUCAGAGUGCCAGAAACAUCCCAGAUGGUUAAUCCUGGUAUCAGAGUGCCAGAAACAUCACAGAUGGUUAAUCCUGGUAUCAGAGUGCCAGAAACAUCACAGAUGGUUAAUCCUGGUAUCAGAGUGCCAGAAACAUCACAGAUGGUUAAUCCUGGUAUCAGAGUGCCAGAAACAUUACAGAUGGUUAAUCCUGGCAUCAGAGUGCCAGAAACAUCACAGAUGGUUAAUCCUGGUAUCAGAGUGCCAGUGCCCUUCAGAAUAUUCUGCAGCCCCAAGCAGUACUUCCUGCAGACCCAAGGACCACCUUCUGCAGCCCCAAGUAGUACUUCCUGCAGACCCAAGGACCACCUUCUGCAACCCCAAGUUGUACUUCCUGCAGACCCAAGGACCACCUUCUGCAGCCCCAAGUGGUACUCCCUGCAGACCCAAGGACCACCUUCUGCAGCCCCAAGUAGUACUUCCUGCAGACCCAAGGACCACCUUCUGCAGCCCCAAGUAGUACUUCCUGCAGACCCAAGGACCACCUUCUGCAGCCCCAACCAGUACUUCCUGCAGACCCAUGGACCACCUUCUGCAGCCCAAAGUUGUACUUCCUGCAGACCCAAGGACCACCUUCUGCAGCCCCAAGCAGUACUUCCUGCAGACCCAAGGACCACCUUCUGCAGCCCCAAGCAGUACUUCCUGCAGACCCAAGGACCACCUUCUGCAGCCCCAAGCAGUACUUCCUGCAGACCCAAGGACCACCUUCUGCAGCCCCAAGUAGUACUUCCUGCAGACCCAAGGACCACCUUCUGCAGCCCCAAGCAGUACUUCCUGCAGACCCAAGGACCACCUUCUGCAGCCCCAAGUAGUACUUCCUGCAGACCCAAGGACCACCUUCUGCAGCCCCAAGUAGUACUUCCUGCAGACCCAAGGACCACCUUCUGCAGCCCCAACCAGUACUUCCUGCAGACCCAUGGACCACCUUUUGCAGCCCAAAGUUGUACCUCCUGCAGACCCAAGGACCACCUUCUGAAGCCCCAAGCAGUACUUCCUGCAGACCCAAGGACCACCUUCUGCAGCCCCAAGCAGUACUUCCUGCAGACCCAAGGACCACCUUCUGCAGCCCAAAGCAGUACUUUCUGCAGACCCAAGGACCACCUUCUGCAGACCCAAGUUGUACUUCCUGCAGACCCAAGGACCACCUUCUGCAGCCCCAAGUAG
Messenger RNA from Haliotis rufescens (red abalone), 1335 nucleotides. RefSeq names its product periaxin-like. The coding region runs from base 1 to 1335 and encodes 444 amino acids. Lineage: Eukaryota; Metazoa; Mollusca; Gastropoda; Lepetellida; Haliotidae. The record is from RefSeq and is a predicted model, not a curated record. The transcript has 2 exons.